This is a messenger RNA of Nycticebus coucang (slow loris), 2310 nucleotides long. RefSeq names its product zinc finger protein 512. The record is from RefSeq and is a predicted model, not a curated record. Gene Ontology annotation, molecular function: zinc ion binding. The transcript has a single exon. The coding region runs from base 71 to 1771 and encodes 566 amino acids. Lineage: Eukaryota; Metazoa; Chordata; Mammalia; Primates; Lorisidae.
GAAGAGAGCGGAAGUGGCGUUGAUCUGGCCGGAGCUUUUGGGUGAAAUUGUUAGGCGUGGAGAGGGAGUGAUGUCUUCCAGACUCGGUGCAGUACCCGCUACUCCGGGACCCACAUCCUUUAAGCAGCAGAGGAGGACGAGGAUCGUGGGAGCUAAGAAUAGCAGGACCCAGUGCUCCAUAAAGGAUAAUAGUUUCCAGUACACUAUCCCUCACGAUGACUCCUUAAGUGGUUCAUCAUCUGCCUCUUCAUGUGAACCAGAGAGUAAUUUUCCAACAUCUUUCCGAAAAUCUACCUACUGGAUGAAGAUGAGAAGGAUCAAGCCAGCUGCUGCUUCUCAUGUUGAAGGGUCAGGUGUAGUGUCAACCAAGGGAAAAAGGAAACCCAGGCAGGAAGAAGAUGAAGACUAUCGAGAAUUUCCUCAGAAGAAGCAUAAGCUUUAUGGGAGGAAGCAGCGACCUAAAACUCAGCCCAGUUCCAAAUCCCAGGCUCGUCGUAUUCGGAAGGAACCACCAGUUUAUGCAGCAGGCAGUUUGGAGGAGCAGUGGUACUUAGAAAUCGUGGAAAAAGGCAGUGUUUCCUGCCCUACCUGCCAGGCAGUGGGGAGGAAGACCAUAGAGGGUUUAAAGAAACAUAUGGAAAACUGCAAACAGGAAAUGUUUACUUGUCAUCAUUGUGGGAAACAACUUCGUUCAAUGGCCGGAAUGAAGUAUCAUGUCAUGGCAAACCAUAAUAGUUUGCCCAUUUUGAAAGCUGGAGAUGAAAUAGAUGAGCCAAGUGAAAGAGAACGGCUCCGAACUGUUCUAAAGAGACUGGGAAAGCUCAGGUGUAUGCGUGAGAGUUGCUCCAGUAGCUUUACCAGCAUCAUGGGAUAUCUGUACCAUGUCAGAAAAUGUGGCAAAGGGGCUGCAGAGCUGGAGAAGAUGACCCUGAAAUGUCACCAUUGUGGAAAACCGUAUAGAUCGAAGGCUGGACUUGCGUAUCACCUGAGGUCAGAGCAUGGGCCUAUCUCCUUCUUUCCAGAGUCAGGACAGCCAGAGUGCUUAAAGGAGAUGAGCCUGGAGUCUAAGAGUGGGGGCCGAGUUCAGAGACGUUCUGCCAAGAUAGCUGUAUACCACCUGCAGGAGCUGGCCUCUGCUGAAUUGGCCAAGGAAUGGCCUAAGAGGAAGGUGCUUCAGGAUCUGGUACCUGAUGAUCGGAAGUUAAAAUAUACUCGCCCUAGGCUACCUACUUUCAGCCCAGAAGUACUACACAAAUGGAAGUCAGAUAUCAAGAAGUAUCAUCGCAUUCAGUGUCCUAACCAGGGUUGUGAGGCUGUCUACAGUAGUGUAUCCGGCCUUAAAGCUCAUCUGGGUUCUUGUACAUUGGGAAACUUUGUGGCUGGAAAAUACAAGUGUCUUCUGUGUCAGAAAGAAUUUGUGUCAGAGAGUGGUGUCAAGUAUCACAUCAACUCUGUCCAUGCUGAGGAUUGGUUUGUUGUAAACCCAACAACAACCAAAAGCUUUGAAAAGCUGAUGAAGAUAAAGCAGCGGCAGCAAGAAGAAGAAAAGCGGAGGCAGCAGCACAGGAGCAGAAGGUCUCUAAGACGGCAUCAGCAGCCUGGCUUUGAGCUUCCUGAGACAGAGCUGAGUCUUAGAAUAGGGAGGGAUCAGAGGAGGAAUAAUGAGGAACUGGUAGUGUCCUCCUGUAAGGAACCAGAGCAGGAGCCAGUGCCAACACCACUGCAGAAAGUAAAGCCCCCAAAGACUAAUCAUAAACGAGGAAGGAAAUAGGCAGUCAGCCUGAAAGUGCUCCUAGGAGAGCUGAUAUGAUGCUGUUUCACGGGGACCUGUGCUGGGGGAACUGAGUCAUGGGGCUAUGUGAAAAUUCUUUCAGCUGUUUGUGUAAUCAGGCUGGGACUUUCUCAGCUUCUUCUCCUGUGUAAAUUUCACUGUCUUCCCUACUUAAUCACUUUUAUUCCCCUGUCACCUUUAAGUAGGUUUUCCUGCUAUUCCUCAUUGGAGUCCUCUUGUUUUUCCUCUUGUCUUGCCCAAAGAGUUCCCUCUUAAGGCGAACUAUAGGCCCCUCUUACCCUGUAUAAGACUAAGAAAUCUGUUUGGUUGUUGUUUCCUUUCUGGGGUAUAGAAUGUUCUUGGAAGAUCCAUCGAUUUAGUAGCCACUCCAUCAUCUAGCUUAUAAAACUAUUCCAAACUAAUUUUUUAAAACCAUAACUGAUUGAUCAUUUUUGUAUUUGUGAUAUAACAAGCCUAGAAGCUAGAACUGUUGUCACCCAUGUAAUAAAGUUCCUGUGUCUCCUUGGAGACAAACUUUA